CGGAAGUAUAAUAAUAGCCCAGUAAGCACUCUUGUCCAUGAAUGAGCUCCAAGGAUGCUUGGCGGGCAUAAUAGGAAUUAACCAAGGUCGAUGUGUACAAUACUUCGAAACAAUUAUGUUUGCAGUGCCCCCCAUGUUGAGUAUCUCUUGGAUACUAUUUCUGGUUGUGUAUGUGAAGGUGAAAGAAGAAACUUAAUGAGUCGAGGGGAUUCUUCU
This is a messenger RNA of Aspergillus caelatus, 216 nucleotides long. RefSeq lists its product as uncharacterized. NCBI's taxonomy places the organism in Eukaryota, Fungi, Ascomycota, Eurotiomycetes, Eurotiales, Aspergillaceae. The record is from RefSeq and is a predicted model, not a curated record. Bases 38 to 196 code for a protein of 52 amino acids. The transcript has a single exon.